AUGGUUAAAGACUUGUUUCUCCAAGCAGGCCUCAUCCUCGUCGUCGUUGUCGCCUUCCUCGCCAUCCACAACAUCCCCCAGAAGCUCCUAGCCAAUCUCCGCUUCCGCUUCCGCAACAAACCCAAAGCACAAGCCAAGCGCCACUUCGUUCUCGGCGCCCAGCUCCUCGCCCAAGCCCGAUCCGCCGCCUCUCCCUCCUCCGCUUCCUCACUCUCCAAGCAAGCCCUCGACGAAGCCGAAAAGGCCAUCUCCCUCGACCCCAAGGACGCCGCCGCCCACAUCCUCAAAGCCCUAGCCCUCGACUCUCAGGGCUACAAGACCUCCGCCCUCGACGCCAUCGACGUCGCUCUCUCCCCUUUCGCCGCCAAGAGCCUCACCGAGGAGGAGCGCGGCGAUGCGCUCGUCAAGAGGGCGGAGAUCAGGCUGUCGAUGAACCGACGAGGCCAGGUUGACUCGGUGAUCGCCGAUUUGACUCGGGCUGUGGAGCUGAGCCCGGAGAAUGUGAAGGCGUUUUGUACGCUCGGAGAGUGCUACGAGGGGAAGAAGAUGACGGAAGAGGCCAGGACGGCCUACGAGGCGGCGCUGAAGGUCCAGCCCAGAUUGAAAGUCGCGAGGGAUGCUCUCGACCGUCUCGGUUCGAGUUAG
Molecule: messenger RNA, 645 nt
Organism: Prunus dulcis (almond)
Lineage: Eukaryota; Viridiplantae; Streptophyta; Magnoliopsida; Rosales; Rosaceae
Exons: 1
Coding region: 1-645 (214 amino acids)
Molecular function (GO): protein binding
Source: RefSeq, a predicted model, not a curated record